This is a messenger RNA of Toxorhynchites rutilus septentrionalis, 2485 nucleotides long. Its product is annotated as anillin-like. Lineage: Eukaryota; Metazoa; Arthropoda; Insecta; Diptera; Culicidae. The record is from RefSeq and is a predicted model, not a curated record. Gene Ontology annotation, cellular component: actomyosin contractile ring. Gene Ontology annotation, biological process: mitotic cytokinesis; septin ring organization; actomyosin contractile ring assembly. The transcript has 3 exons. Bases 171 to 2396 code for a protein of 741 amino acids.
ACCCCAAGUGGAGGAAGGAUCAAUUCAGUAACAAUCCAGAAUCAGGACACGAAUCAUACGACUCAUUUUAAAUUCAGAAUUCGACCGAAAGGCAGAGAGAGAGUACGUGAUCUGAACAAUAGUUGUUUAAUUUUACACAAUAACAUACAUAUUCUGGGACAAAAGUGAAAAUGCUUGGUGCCGACAUUUAUCAGAGUUUGAAGCGCAAGAUGGUCACUGCCUUGCAGAUAAGCAGUAGCGUUGUAUCGGAAGGAAUCCCCAUCGAUGAGCUAUGGCGAACCGCCGCGGAAUGUAAUUCUGCGGGUGAAGAUUCAGUGAGUAGCUUGGAUUCGAUAACGGAGGCGGUGCUCAAUGACGAAGGAUACCGGGCGUUUAGCAGUGAGAUUCACCGCACCAACAGUGGGACUAUGGUGCGCGGUGUGUUGACCUUCAUGGAACGCCGACAAAGGGCGGGAACCAUGACGAAAACUGUGAACCGGGACAUGGAUGAAUACGAGGACUUCAUUGAUGUGCUCCCGAAAUCAUAUUACGAAGACACGGAUCCAUUCUUCCUCGAUGAAUCUCUGCCAAAAGCCAUACCGACAUCCAUCGCAACCGUACCGGAAACAUCUGGAAACUACGUUACCGCAAUCGAAUCAAACACCACGAAUAGUAGCGACGAAGCGAUUCCAGAGUCAACCGCAGCGCGAGCACUACAAUUCUCCGAACGCGACGACGAAUCGGACAGCGGUCAAGGAAGUGGUGGCGAGUCACGCGCUUCCGACACUGUUGACACCGCGAACAUUUCCGAUUUGAUCAGUUCCCUCGAGUGCUCUGCUUUGGAUAUUGACCUAGCCGAGACGAGAUCCCCGACGGUGGACAAAGUUCAGCAGAACCGUUGGGGCGCGAGCAUCUUUUGGGACUUGAAGAAUAAGUUACGCUCUUCGUUGCGGAAGCCGAAGAGCGCGGAAAAGCUGGGCAAGGAGUUCGAUAAGCUCCCGGAAAUGCCAAGGACGACGCUAAACAUUGAGGAAUACAAGAAAAAGUAUCAGGAUGAUGCGGAACUGGAGCAGCUUUUCCAAUCACUUUGCAAUGCCGAGUUUCCGGCGCAAAGUCCAACGGGGAAAUUAAUCGAGCAAAUCAAGGAACAGAUACACGUUAAAAAGCAGUUGAAAAAAGCCCUAGCAAUUGGUCGAACAUCCGCGGAGUUCCAGUGCUCUGGACAGCUAGUUGAGGCAGAACGAUUGCUGCUGCUAUCAUCUUUACGAGAAAUAGCUGCAAAAAGAGAACUGAGGGAUAUAACUCGCAAUAAGAUGGCAGAUAGUGACCGAAAGGUUGACUUCGUGACGGUAACAAACUUCCAAUUUUCGUUGGGUGAACGAGCCAUAAACGACACCUUGUUUGACUAUUUCUACGUAGUGGUUUGUUCCUAUAAGAACCAGAUCCACGUGACACAGGCUGUCCAACAGUAUAAGAAUCGUGUUUACAUAAUGAACAGUAACAUCACGUUUCAUGAUCUGGAGGACGGAUACGAAAUUAAGGUGGAAAUCUUCGCUCUCAGAAUGAGAAAAAACUCAGCCUAUACCAACAGCCCACGAAAAGACAAAAAAUCUCCCAUCAAGACGAAGCUACGCCAGCAAAUCAAGAAACUCUCGUCGAGUCGUCCUAGUUCUCCGCCGUGUUUGGAUUUCGACAACGAAUUCUCUCGCUUCAAAUCCCAGGGAUCGGUAUCCAUAACCGCGUCCAACAUACAACCCUCGGGUUCCGCUAAUCUCCAACAAGAUUCUACUGUAUUCAAUUCCACGUACCGUCCUAUUACGAACAACUUCCAACAAACCAUACGACAGCACGGCAAUCAGAAUGUCUUUCUUGUGGAGAGCUCCAAGUUUUUGAUGCUUGACGAAAUGAACUACAACUCCAACCUGCUCGGAAGCAUUGAGAUGACCAUCAAAACUGAGGUCCUAUUCGCCAACCCCACCGUGAGUGGGUUCUUGACGGUAGGGGAGCGGAAAGACGACAGGCUCGAUUGGAACCGCAAGUGGUGCAAAGUUAAUGGGUUCGAGCUAGAGUUCUACAAUUACCCUCAGGAGAGCCAGGGAAAUAUACCGACACUCGUGAUAGAUUUGAAGAAGUGUAUCAACAAAACGGUGGGGCAUGUCGGAAGAUCAACAUGCUCACGACCUCGUACGUUCCAGAUAAAAGUACACGACGGGGAUGAUUCCGAGUGCUACGAUGCUGAUCUUUACGCGAAGAUCUGUCGCUUCCAGGAUAUUUUGGAACACGAAUACCACCCCCGACGGUCGUCCUGGAGUGAUACCAAGAGUUAUCUACUAUCCGCCGAUACAGUGCAAGAGCUGAACACAUGGCUCAGGGAGCUGAAUCGUGCUGUUUCGUUUCUGAACACGUGGCGAGUUUGAGAUUCGACCAUUUGUGUUCAUCGCAACAGUUGGGAAGAUAGUUUAGUUAAGCUCUUGUUACUUACUUGUAGGAAAAUAGUUAUAGUCGC